GCUCUUUGCUGUCUCGCUCGCUCUUUUCUUUCGACUUUAUGAACAUGACGCACUGACAAUUUGCCAUCAACUGUGAAUCGUGAAUAUAAAAGGAAAUGUCGUGAUAAAUAGAACUUCUCUUUCGAAGUUUGUGUAUAUGUAUAAAAUAAUAUUUUUUUUUUCUUAUAUUCCAUUUCGAAUACAAAACUUUUGGUUAGUUUUUUCGGUCUUUUUCCGUUUUUAUUUUUGUUUCUUUUUUUUUUUUUGUGAUUCGAAAAUUGUGUGCACCAUUCGCUUAUUUUAAGAAUCUCUCCCCGAAAUAGUGAAGUUGGAUGGAAGGAAAGAAAGUGAUAAAUCAGAUGCUUAAUACGAACAAUAUAUUGUGUGAAAGGAAAAUACGAACAAUAUACAUCGGGAAUUUAAAUCAAACGAAAAAGAAAACAAAACGAAGAAGAGACCUGAGUACAAUCAGUUUCUUCGUUCGUUGAUAGAUAUUGUGAGAGUGAAAAAACGAAAGAAAUUAAAAAAAAAAAAUCGUUCGACCAAAAUGCCAUAUCAAAGUGAGAAGCAAUUUUCAGAAAAUUAAUUGGCAGGAAAUAUGUUGUGGUGGUGGUUUGUUUGAACCAAAUAUCAUAAUGUCCAUUUAAUACGAUUUUAGUGGAUUAAAUGAAUGAACGAAAGGAAAACGAAACCAAACACGUACGUUUAGCAUUUGUUGGGUUUUAGUGCAAUCAAUAACAAUAAUAAACAUUAAAGAAUUUAAAAGAAACAACUUGAACACGAACUGCCUCAACAAUUUUCUCUUCUAUCCGCGAUCUUUAAGUUUGGUGUCAACAAUAUUCACCGAACGAAAAAUCGACAAUGGAUAACAUACCGAAUUGGCGAAAUCAUUGAUAAAACUGUGAACAUCAGCCAAGAGCGCUGACAUACAUGAACGAAACAUUUCGAGCAUAUAUAUAUAUAUAUAUAUAAGCAUGCUUCUUAUAUACUUGCAUGUGUAUAUCCGAAGGAAGAGAUAGUGUUUGAAUUUGUUUCUUUUUUUUUUUGUUGGAACUAAUGUCAAAUAUUUCCAUUUCGACGCAUAAAAUAUGCAAGUGAUAUUAGUGAAACUAGAAAUUGUUUAGGUUUUGGUAUCCCAAACAAUUAAUUCAAAGUGAAAAACACAUUCAUUUUUUCGAAAUAGUCAACUGGUGGUGUUGGUUUAGCUUCUUCUUUUUUUUGUCAUUCGUAUGGUAAUGUUUAUCAAAAGUGCUACUGAAGAAACAUCCUCAGCCCAAUUCCUUUCAUGGAGUCAAUGGGCAAUUGAAUGAAAUGAAUAGGCUUAAAAUGGAUGUAUUUCACACGAGCGAAUUCAAUAUAAUUACAUCCACACAAGCACAAAUUCAAAGUCCUCCAACGCGUUAAAAGCAGCAACAAAAACAACAAUAAGAAGGGAGAGAAAAAUUGGAUUACGUUGAGAAUGUGUCAAUUGAAUUUAAUAGAAAACACGCAAAUCGAUUACACGAGAGGAAACGAGACGAAAUUAAAUGCAAUCGAAGUUAUCGAUUUCUGAAGCUGAUGCUGAAGAGAAAUACCAACCAACACAAAAUACCAACAACAAGUCGAAUCAAACGAGAGAGUGAGAACUAUUUAUACGAAUGGAUUCACACGAAACGGAUUCGAAGUCGUCAAGGAAUUUUAAUAAACUAACGGAACAAGUAGUCACCAACCGCUCGAUUGAUGCCGACACAAAUGCGAUACUGAACAGUAGUGCCAAUACGAACGAAUACAAGGGCAUUGACGUUACUGUCCAAUCCAACCGCGAUCACAAUGUACCUGAUAAUUCACAACAACUGCAUCAUUCGCAUCAAUCGAAAGUGCCACAUACACGAUCUACAUCGAUGACCGGCGAUGUGGUCGCUUCUACAUCGGAUCAGGCCAUUACUGGCAUAUCAUCACGCAAAAGCAAACAACGGAAAUCCGACUCAUCAUCAUCGUCACCAGCCAUGUCGCCAUCAUAUAUACAAAACAAGCAAUAUCGUACGAAUACGCCGCGAAACGUAGAUCUUAUUGAAAAUGUGAUGCAUUCAAAUGACAAUAAAGAGAAUGUUCCUGGCAUUCAUGCUCAGUAUGGCAGCGCAACCACCGAACAUCGUUUGGAUUCGCCAAAAUUUGCGCUACAACAAAAUUCACCAAAUACACCAUUAUCAAGCUAUAAAAGUCCGUGUCCAAGUACACAUUCAUCGCCAAUGUAUACCGCACACGAGCCACGAACCGAUUGUAAUAUUUUCACCUAUUCACCCCUUAUCACCGAACCGUUCAAAAAUUCGACAUAUUUUCAUUUUCCCGAUGUCGAUACACCAUCACCGAUUGCUUUGGCGACUUCCCAAGAGGCAUCUCGAGCACAUUCUCAACUGUCGGCCACAUCAUUCAGUACACUUAACAAUAACAAUAUGAUCAUUGCAACGGAUGACAAGAAAAAUAACCAAGCCACAUUGAUGAACAACAAUAAUAACAACAAUUACAACAGAAGCAAUUAUAGCAGCAACAACAUUCAAAUCGGAGCACCGGAUGAGUGUUGCAGCAGUGCACCAAAGGUAAAGGCGAAAGAGGCAGCUGUGCGACGGGCUCGUUUAAAGUCGAUUUCCUUGGAUUCGGAUGGUGCACGUUUGGUUGAAGAGAAUCUGUGCAUACCCGUUGAAGAGCUGAUGGAACGAGCUCUUGCACAAACCGCAUCAUCAUUUGAUGAAGACACACCAUUUCAUUCGCCGGCCAAUUUAACGUCAUCCGAACAUCAAUCGCACACAAAAUGUUUAUCGAAAAAUAUCAAUCAUUUGGUGUUGGAUCUAUCGAUUAAAGACGAUUCAUUGCCAAAUGUUGACUAUCAAUCGUCGCCAAGCGACACAAAAGAUGAACAUUUCAAAUUUUCAAUGUCGAGGUCAAAAUCGACCACACCAAAAACACCAACGCUAACACAAACGCGACAGAAGGCAAUUUCAUUGGAUUCCGAUCCAAAAUACGAAAAGGAGCCAUCGAUUUCACUGGAACGCGGCGCUCACACACCCAGUGCUGGUAACAGUCAAUUGGCAAUAAUGCGAAGCAAACCACAUUUGAUGCCGAAUUUUCUGUGUGUCGAGAGUAAUGCGUCGAUGUCGGUGCCGACAACGCCGAGGCGACAGCAACUGGUGAAAAAUACGCUAAGCAAACUGAAUACAAACAAUAGUAAGGGUGUUGGUAGUCGAAAAACUGGAUUCGCAUCGAGUGCCGAGUACUUUGCGAGCAAAAAGGCCAACGAACGGAAAUGCAAUGAAAAAUUGCAAUUAAAUCCGGAAACGGAGCCAAUACUUGAGGGAACGGUCGUCGAUUAUUAUGACGAUGUGUAUGCCAUUGAGCAUGAGAAUACGAGCAGCUUUGAAACCAGCACGGACGAUGUUGAUUGUGACAUAAUUUGCGGUUCGGCAAAUAGUUUAAUCAGUAAUUGUGGCGGCACCAGCGGAACAAACAAUCAUAGUAAUAAUAAUUCUGGCAGCAAUUUUUCGGGUUUCCGAAGUAAUAUGAGUGCGGCUGGAUUAAGCUUAUCAAAUUACAGUUUAUCAAAUUUUCAAGGGUCACACUGCAGUUUGACGCGUUCCAACUACAAUAUAUUCGGAAUGACAUCGGCGGCAGCUGCGACGACGACACCGAUGGCAACGGUACCGGCAAGUAAUAGUCAAACUAUACCUCCUGUCAAAACGAGUGCAGCGAGCAGCAAAUGUUUUGCACCAUCCACGCAACCAUACCAACCGGCAACGAUUGCGAGUAGUGGCACAACGGUGCCGGGCUCACGAUCGAAUUUCUGCAUGAAAAAGAAUUUGUUGCAGCGUCGCGGUUCGAAUACGAGUUUGACAUUGAACAUUGUUGGCGGUACACAUGCACCGGGCAUAACGAUGCAAUCAACUCUCAAUCGCUUUAACAGUCACAAUGCGUUGAAUGCGAUGAGCACACCGUUUGAUAUGCAGCGCGCCAAUACCACAAUAGCAACGGCGAAAAAAGGUUUGCUCGAGCGACGAAACUCAAAUGCCAGUCUAACGCUGCAGUUGGAAUGCCGAUCGAAUAUACAAAAACGAGCGCUAAGCACAUCCAAUUGCUAUUUGCGUGGAUCAGAUUUGAGCCUGAGCAGUAGCAAUAAUUUUGAAUCUCAUUUGGAAGAGCAUCGAAUCUGUACGAUGUGCGGUGGCGAUGGAAUACUAAAAGCCAAAAACACAAAACGUUCAACAUCGGCAUCUGGAUGCAAUAGCGAAAGUCGACGUAGUGAAACCCACUACCAAACUAAUGAUGAUGGCACCGAAGAUGCACUGAAUGAAAAGAAAUCGAUGAGCUUCACGGACCAGCGAUCGAAAACGAAUCGCAGUGGACGAAGAAAAUUCUUUAGUUCAGAAAAUUUGAAUAUUCAUCAAACAUUUUCGCUGAGCCAGGCACCGAUAAAAACUAGUUCGGUGGUCGAUUUAAAUCAAUCGAAUAGCGAAAUGGAUGAUGUGUACGAUGAUCAAGAGACAUCAUAUUGCCCAUGUACAACAUCCAUCAUACGAAAUAUCACCACAAAACCGUUAAGUCCACAAACCACUUCGGAAGAUUUUAAAAUUUAUUUGGCCAACAUUCAAAUACUACAAAAUGCAUCGAAUCUUUUAACCGAUCAUAAAUUAACAACGCUUAGCAAUGUAUUUAAUCGAAGCUAUGGACGGUCGACAGUGAACGAUGAGAAACCGUGCGACGCAUGUGAAACGUGUACAAUUUGUAAAACGUGUAAAGAAUGCCUGACAAAAUGUCGCUGUGAACAAAAUUGCUUACUUACCAAUUUGCAUCAGGAAUUUUGGGAUUUACCUACCAAUUACCAGGAGAAACCAUUGGUUUUCGGAUCACAAGUGAAAAAUCGCUAUAAAACCAUUCUACCCAAUGAACAUUCGCGCGUGAUUCUCGAAGCAGAAGUCGAUUCAACUAGUCAAGCGAAAGAGCAACCCACGUCGGAACUCUAUAUCAACGCUAACUAUAUUAAGGGCCCUGAUUAUACUCAGAACUCGUACAUCGCAACACAAGGACCCAUGACAAACACCAUUUAUGAUUUCUGGUUAAUGGUUUACCAAAAUUACAAAAAGAACCUGAAGUCAACCGCGGACAAUGUGGAUUUACCAUUUCAGCAAAAGAUUGCAAUGCUUACCGAUAUUAUUGAAAAUGAUGAAUCGAAAUGUGCCAUCUAUUUUCCACAAAACACCAGCAAAUUCCUUUGCUUUUUGAGCAACGAAGAGCGACGCCACAAAGAUUGUCAGCAAUCGCAGUCACAACUUGAAGCUUAUUUCGCUGAAAAUGAUCAUGAAUGGUUCAAUUUAGUGCAACCAAAUGAAAUUCACACGGAAGUUAUCGUUGAUGAUAAUUGGCCCAAUUUUCCCGCGUUUAAUUUCAAUUUCUUUAGCAUAAAAACCGUUGACUGUCUCAACAAAGGCGGAUACACGAUUCGAAAAUUCCAUUGUCUGUACCAUACAUUCGAACGACUCCAUAAAACUGACACAAUGACGAGCGAGGCACAAUCAAUUCCAUCGAACGUCGAUGAUGGCGCCAUUGAGCGUAAGGUACAUUUGUUUUUGGUGUAUCAUUACUGGUUUCCACAUUGGCCCGAUCAUCGGUCACCCGAAAAUAUCGACGUUGUACUCGAUAUGUGCAUCAAUCUUAUCGAUUCAGAUUGUGAACAAGAAUUGUUGUCCGCACGCAAUGAUCUCUCGGCCGACGCAGCUAAUAAUCCAACCGAUGAGGACGAUUUCACUCAACCAACCACUUCCAAUGAACUGCAAACCAACAUAAAAUGGCAUAGUAUGCCAAUGAUGCUGAAUCAAGUACCAUUCAACGGAGCAAUCCCAAUCAUUCAUUGCUCUGCUGGAAUUGGUCGAACGGGCUGUGUAGCGGCAAUUUUAAAUGGUUUACGUCAAUUACGGCUAAGCUAUUUAUCAUCGUCAACAUCGUCAGCUCUAAAUGCUGACACAACGAAACAUGCAUCGGUUGAUGUGUUGGGCAUCGUAAGCAAUUUGAGGCUACAGCGUGGUGGAAUGGUGCAAAAUAGCGAACAGUACGAGUUAAUUCAUCGAGCUUUAUGCCUAUAUCAUCAACGCUACUUAUCGAAAUAAAAGCAAAUUUUUAGAUGUUUUUAACAAUUUGAUGUCAAAAUGAAGAUGAAGACGAAAAAAAAAUAACAAACAAAAAAAAUCGAAGAAGAAUCAGAAUUAUUAAGUAUGGAUCAAUUGUUUUUUUUUUUUAAAUGUGGUAUUUCCUUUUUUGUAAACAAUGAUGAGUUGAAAUAACAAAAUAUCGAAAACAUUUAUUCCGAUUUUUUGCGGAUGUUGUUUUGUUUAUGUCGUGGCGCUAACUUUUGAUGUUUUCAUUGAAUAAUUUUUGGCGCAUAGGCUUUUGUCCCACACCAUCGGCAUAAACAAGACGAUUUCACACAAAAUACAACGUACAAUUACGUUUUGUUGUUUGGAUUUCACUUUGUGUGUAAAUUUUGCAUCUGAAUUCCACCACAUACAAAAAUACAACAUUAAAUAUGUAUACAAAUUGUUUAGUUGGUCGUAUAAAUGAACAAAUUUUAUUAGUGAAAUGACAACAACACCAAAUUGAUUCACUGUAUUCAUUGAUGAUUGUGUGAUGUAUUCCUAUUUUUUUAAUAUGUGAAUGAAAAGAAAGAGAAAAAAAAAACGAUCAAUUUUUAUUUUAAAAAAACACACACACCUAGCAUGGUAUUGAUGACGUAUUUUCUUUUUUAUGUGUAAUUUUUUCUUUUCGUUCUUCUGAGGAAACAGAGCUAAUUUGAUUUACAUUUAUUUACAUUCAAAUACAUUUUCAUUUCGGAUACAAAAAAAAUUCUUACUCGGUUUCCCACAUUUACAUACAUAGGCCAUAUCUAUUUACCCUGUUUUAUUUUUUAAAAUACACUCACACACAAAAUCGAAUGCUUGCGCUAAACGAAAACACAACCAUAUUUUGGUUUUUUUUUCCCAUUCUUUCGGCAAAGAACAACAUUAUACAUAAAUAUUUUUUGAACCAAAUCUUCCAAAUUCAUUGAGUUGGAAACAAAACAAUGAUUGUUUUAAUAUGAUAUGUAACACCUAAUACAAUGGGAUCGUUCGCUUUUGAUGUCCAUAAUUUUGAAUUUUGAAUCAAUAUCAUCAGUCACAGCAACACACGAUAAUAACAUAAACAAUUUCUUUCUUUGCUUUUUUGUGAAUUCUUCAUGUGCCACGAGCACUCAUCAUACCGAAAACCGUUCUUUUCGGUUAGCACUGUCUUUCUUUUUUGUACAAUAUUAUUUCCAGUAUAUUGUUUUUUUGUUAGUUUUUCUGAAUAUUUUUCUCUCUUUUCUAUUGUUAAGAUGAACAAAAAAAAAAAAUGCCGUCUAAUCUUAUCAAUUUGGACAAAGCAAAUGAUGAAGCAGACCGUAAAUGAGAUUAUAUAGAUAUUUUUAGUUAAUUUAUACAGAAUUUGUCAUUUUCGAAUAAAUUUGAAAUUCUUCCAGCUUACCUUGUUCAAUUUUAUACCAUAGAACCUAUGAAUAAGUGUAUGUGCGGUGCGCUGAUUUGACAAUUGUACAUUUCCAUCGGAAAACAAUGAAUUAUUUUGGAAAUUGUAUCGAUAUUGAUCACGGUUAAAUACAUUUGUUUGGAAUCAAUAGAUAGAUUGAUGUUAUGGAUGGGGUUCGGUACAGUUUCUUGUUGUUAUUCGAUGAAAAUUCCUCGCAUUUUUGGUUCAGUGCACUCAAGAAGAUUUGCAUAAAUCAGUGCCUAGAAUAAGCUUCAAUCGUUUACCCCAACCGCGAAAAUGGAACAAGAAUUGACCAUAGUUUCAUGAACUCCUCCCCCCCCCCCACACACACACACACACACAUGAAGUCCAAUUCCCGAAUGGCGCUUGAUCGAAAUGCUUUCGUGUGAUACAAUAUCGAUUGGAAUCGUAUUGACGAUGUCUAAACUAAACGAAAUAAAAUGAAAAUAUAUCAUAAACGAAUGACAAUUUAUGUUAAUAGAAAAUAGGGGACAAAUUAUAAGCUCGGUUUCGUGAAACGAUAAAAACCAUAUUUUGAAGCUGGUUUCUCUGUAUGGCUAUGGAUGUCAAUUCUAAAAAUUAAUUAUCCCAUUGUUUACAUAAAUAUACUAUAUAGGGGAAAAAAGAUGUGAAAUUCAUUAUGUAUUUGCUCGUCUAAAAAUAUUGAACUAUAACAGAAACUAAUUUAUUCGAGGACGAUGUAACAGUCGAACUCCAGGGAACGCUACUUAUUUUAGGCACUGAUACGAGUAUCGUUCAUAUAAGAAUUUAUGACAAAAAGUAAAUAUAUUCAUAGACAAAUUGAAAAGAAAACUUUAUGGAAAGUGACAUCAAAAUCACUGUAAACAACAAACCUGUACCUACUGUGUGAAUUUUUAAAUAAACAAACCAUAAUAAUUCAAUGAAAUAAAAA
Sitodiplosis mosellana (orange wheat blossom midge) is the source of this 8434-nucleotide messenger RNA. RefSeq names its product M-phase inducer phosphatase (gene PTP-ER). NCBI's taxonomy places the organism in Eukaryota, Metazoa, Arthropoda, Insecta, Diptera, Cecidomyiidae. The transcript has 8 exons. The coding region runs from base 1617 to 6110 and encodes 1497 amino acids. Gene Ontology annotation, biological process: protein dephosphorylation. Gene Ontology annotation, molecular function: protein tyrosine phosphatase activity. The record is from RefSeq and is a predicted model, not a curated record.